CCGAUGUAAUGACAAACCCAUUGGAGCACUCUUCACGCAAAGUUGGUGUUGAUAUAACAGCAUUACAUGCCCAGUUCAACUCCAUGAAUGACGUCAUAACGUCAUAGUGGCUGACAAGGAUAUCGUUUGUGAAAGAUAAGUACUACAGUGCAUUAUUUGAAAAUGAGAGUUCGUUUGAGAGAAGAUGCAAAACAAAACUAAUCACGGGCUACUGUGAUGGUUUGAUAUGUGUGGAAUUCUACGAGGUCAAACGAUCACGAAUUACUGAAUGUUACGGUGAUUGUUUAACAAUGUUUAACCGCAAUGAGGAAACCCACAGAAAGAAUUGAAUUCGAAACAAUGCUCCGAGUGAACAUCUAAAACACCUUUGUGUAAAAAAAAUCUGAGGAAUUUAGGUUGCAUAAUAAUUGAUUGAUGAAUGAAGGAAUUCUUGUGGAACCAGUGCUAUGUGUUCUCCUGACUGUCAGCCCAUCAAACGUGCACCCAGCACAAGGCAGUCCGAGGCCGGGUAUAAGAAAAGGAAAAGAACACAACAGUUAUUGACUUCAUCUUCUUGAUCCACGAUGUAUCUUAUGAAGCCAACGUCGAUCGUUUUAGUAUGGUGUUUGUUCUACUUCCUUCAAGUGAGUAAUGGUGUACUACAGCAUGACCAUGUUUUACCCGGUCACUACUACCGGCCAUUACAGCAACAUCAUCGGGUAAGAAGAGCUGCCGCCCCCGCACCAAGGACCCCGCUCCGUGACUGUCCAUGCAGUUCAAGUCCUUGUUUGAAUGGAGCCGAGUGCGUAUCUAAAAAAGGCGCAAUAGUCGGCACGGUGGAAUUCAGUUGCACCUGCAGCGGUCAAUGGGUUGGUACAACAUGUGAUAGCUGCCCACCGGGAGAUCCACUAUGCAGCCGUUCCUGCCUGGUACACAGGGAUAAUGACGUAUGUAAUGAUGGUGGACCGGGGUCCAUUGAUGCAGUAUGUGCGAUUGGUACCGACUGUGGAGAUUGCCCUUCAAGAUGUCAAUAAACUCAUCACUGUGCAGCCAUCUUGGAUUUAUCUUCUAUGCAAUCACAUGUAACCAAACCGAGGCUGAUGGAAGCUCAAUUAGUCUGGUACCUUUCCCGUAUCUACGACUAACAUUAACGAAGAUGAGCUUCCUAUAUACUACCGUGUUUGUACAUAGGAACAAAAUUACCACAUCUAUCUCAUGAUAAUUCAAGAACAAUUUUGUCUCUGCAACUUGGAGCUCUUUUCUCUGUUUUCAUGAGGUUGAUGGGAAAUCAUCAACAAGUUCAUCAUUCCGGAAAUUAGGGCUGCACUGACUCACAAUAACACAAAUUGUAAAUUUUUUUUAAAAGAUCAGUGUUAAAGUCCAAGCUCACGAUGGCCUAUGACCCCAAGUUAAACGGGAAGUAUUCUAUGCCCAAAAUGAGAAGUGGAAGUAUUGGAAUAUUGGCAAAUAAAUAAAA
This is a messenger RNA of Asterias rubens (European starfish), 1456 nucleotides long. RefSeq names its product multiple epidermal growth factor-like domains protein 10. NCBI's taxonomy places the organism in Eukaryota, Metazoa, Echinodermata, Asteroidea, Forcipulatida, Asteriidae. The record is from RefSeq and is a predicted model, not a curated record. The transcript has 4 exons. Bases 564 to 1013 code for a protein of 149 amino acids.